Molecule: messenger RNA, 1437 nt
Organism: Paramacrobiotus metropolitanus
Lineage: Eukaryota; Metazoa; Tardigrada; Eutardigrada; Parachela; Macrobiotidae
Product: putative OPA3-like protein CG13603
Exons: 2
Coding region: 546-1196 (216 amino acids)
Biological process (GO): regulation of lipid metabolic process
Cellular component (GO): mitochondrion
Source: RefSeq, a predicted model, not a curated record
CACUACCCGAGGACGAAAAUGUUGCUUCCGCUGCCUGGAUUUUUCGUGUUUGCUUUUGGAGAGCUUGAAUAUUUGGAAUUCUUUCAAAUCAUUCAUAAUAUCUUUCUUUUUAAAUCCGCUUCUGUUUGCUAUAAUAUAAAUGCUACCAAGCGUACCAUGAAGUGAGAAGUGCACCUCUUAGGUGUGUGUGAUCUUUCUUAAAAAUACGCAGUGUCAACGGAGUCGCCGUUUGUUCCAACCAGUGAGGCUGUUGAAGAACGGUUGUGACUUUUCACUUGCCAGUUCCAAAUCUUUAUAGAACAUUUUGCUUUGUGGGGACGCUCUGGGCUAAUAAUUGAGCGCUUAAUUCGGAGCUCUGUAAUAUCUGAAUUCUCCCGUUUCUUAUGGUCAGUUAUGAUGGCUUCGAGACGUGGGAUCAUUGGUUCCGCUUAAGCACCUGCCAAGACCUCCACGGUGGGUGCCUAACACCUGACGGUUGCGUCAUUCUCAUUCUCUGUGGAACGGAUAUCCCGGAAGAUACUCUUGGAUAGCACUGUGUUCUCAGGAUGGUUGCGGCUGCAUUUCCCUUGGCCAAGCUGGCCUACUUGGCAGUUCGUCAGAUCAGUAAACCGAUAGCACAAGGCAUUCAGACGCGCGCGAAAGCCAGUCCUUUCUUCAGAACCUAUAUUUGCAUGCCACCUGCUCAGUUUUAUCAUUGGGCGGACGUGAAAAUCAAGAUGUGGAUGCUCAAUCUUGGCCAGCCCGUAAAAGUUGCAAAGCUCAACGAGGAACAGGCUAUCGAGCAGGGCGCACAGAUCUUGGGUGAAAUGAUAAUUUUCAGCAUUGCGGCGCUGUGCUUGAUUGCGGAUUACAUUCGAUCCUCCAGGAAAGAGCAAGCCAGGGAGGCCGCACACGAAGCACGGCUCUUUGCAAUGGAGAACAGUAUUGUGGAUUUGGGAAUGGCCAUUGAAAAACAAGAUGCUCAGAUUCGUGAAUUGACACGUGUUUGUGUGGCGCUGAAGCCCAAGAAUGUCAAAGUUCCGGAGUACAAACCGUUGGCGCCCAUUCGGCUGGACUUUCGAAGAGAGAUGGAGUCGGUUGGUGUUCAAGUGGAUCCGCCCAGUGAUGCCAGACCUAAACCGACGACAGCUCCGCUGCCAGCACCCUCUUCGUCGUCCACCGUUGUGGAUGUUGAUAAAAAGAGGCCUUCUUCGUGAUGGACGCGGGCAGCCGCAGGUUGAAGGGAGGUUUUUAUUUUGUUAAUUUUACCGGUGCCUGUGUGUGCUCUUUGCUUUGUUCUGCUGUAUUGAACAUGAGUAAGUUCGAUUGUGAUAUUCCACGGACGUUAAGAGUUUGAUGUAUGUAAAUUUGUGUGAAAAUCCUGGGAUAAUUCAAGCUGCAUUUAACUUACGGUUUUCUGUGGCUGUACCGUGGUGCAUAUAAAAGACUUCCUGCAUG